Messenger RNA from Suillus paluster, 909 nucleotides. RefSeq lists its product as uncharacterized. The transcript has a single exon. Bases 1 to 909 code for a protein of 302 amino acids. NCBI's taxonomy places the organism in Eukaryota, Fungi, Basidiomycota, Agaricomycetes, Boletales, Suillaceae. The record is from RefSeq and is a predicted model, not a curated record.
AUGAGAGCUCGUGCACAUGCGGCUUUGAAGGACCAUGGCUUAAAUCUUGUUCCCGACCCUUUCUUCAUUGGGCUGCCGCACUGCAAUAUUCACGAUGCCAUCACUCCGGAUAUCCUUCAUCAGAUUUACCAAGGCCUUGUCAAACAUCUUUGUGGAUGGCUCCGGACCCUCAUUGGCGAUGCAGAGUUGGACACUCACUUUAAGCGCAUGCCUCAUGCGCACAGUGUCCGUCUUUUUGCAAAUGGUGUUACUUGUCUUACCCAGGUUUCUGGUCCAGAACAUCGCGAAAUAUGCAAGCAACUCCUUGGGUGCAUUGUUGACGCCCCUGGUGCACCUGCUGGGGUAAUUCAUGCCACCCGGAGCCUCCUGGACUUCCUUGAGAUCACUCAAUACCAGAGUCAUACAGAGGCAACUCUUGGGUAUCUCACAGAUGCGCUGGAUCAGUUCCACGACAAUAAGGAUGUCUUCAUCAACCUCGGUGCACGCAACAUUGAAGACUUUAACUUCGCAAAGCUGCAUUCGCUCGAGCACUAUGUCAAUUCCAUCCAGCGAUUUGGUACAAUCGAUAACUACAACACCGAGGCUAGCGAGCGCCUCCACAUAGACUACGCAAAGGAUGCAUAUAAGGCAACCAACAAGAAAGAAUUUUGGGAGCAGAUGAUGAGAUGGCUAGAGCGACGCGAGACAAUGGCUGCAUUUGACUUGGUCCUUCAAUGGAGACGCGGAGAAAUACCGAAGCAUCACGCUCAUUGGAGAAGGCUUCUGCCACCUGGUGUAUACCUUGCAAAGAAUCCUUCCGCUCAUGUGGUAUCAUUUCGUGUCCUAGAAGAUCAGUUUGGGGCAGUGCAUUUCAAGAAUGCCCUUGGGGAGUUCAUUGCGAACCAGCUCCAGCCUACUUCCUAUCGUUGA